GUGUCUACUGAGACAGUACUCAUUCCACAAAAUGGCUGCGAAUAAGACAGGUGACUGCCUGGAGAUGGAUAACACCCUGCAAAAGUAUUAUCUUUCUACCAUGUAUACCAUUGAGUUCAUUUUUGGCAUUAUUGGAAACAGCAUUGUUGUGUUUGGCUACAUAUUCUGCCUGAAAGUUUGGAAAAGUGGCAAUAUUUACUUGUUUAACUUAUCACUAUCAGACUUUGUAUUUCUGUGCACACUUCCAAUGUUGGUGACAAGCUACUCCAAAGGAAAGUGGACAUAUGGGAACAUUUUGUGCCAAAGCAACAGGUUCAUGCUGCAUGUAAACCUAUACACAAGCAUCCUUUUCCUUACCUUUAUCAGCAUUGAUCGUUAUAUGCUCAUGCAAUAUCCUUUCAGAGACCAUUUUCUACAGAAGAGGAAGAUAGCUGUUGUUUUCUCUGUUGCCAUAUGGAUCCUUGUUAUACUUGAACUGUUGCCAAUAAUCACCUUCAUAGGAUCUAGAAAUACUGCCAAUGAUAACCAAUGUAUCGAUUAUGCAAGUUCUGGAGAUCCAGCAAAAAACCUGAUCUAUAGCAUGUGCCUGACUCUUCUGGGGUUUGUAAUCCCUCUGAGUGUUAUGUGCUUCUUUUACGUGAAGAUGGUUCUCUUUCUUAAGAAACGUAGUGAGCAGCUCACAGCUGCUCAGGCCCUUGAGAAACCUCUUACUUUAGUCAUCAUGGCACUGGUUAUCUUUUCACUGUUCUUUACCCCAUAUCACAUAAUGCGCAAUGUGAGGAUUGCCUCCCGAAUGGAAUCCUGGAAGCUAUCCCUGUGCACACGGAACAUCAUCAACACCAUUUAUAUUAUCACAAGGCCUAUUGCAUUUUUAAAUAGCGUAAUUAACCCUAUCUUUUAUUUCUUAAUGGGUGAUCACUUCAGGGAGAUGCUGAUGACUAAAGUAAGACAACUCUUAAAAAGGUUUACACCCACAGCAAAUGAGGCGACGACAAAGUACUCUGACACAGGAACACACUGAGAAAUAAAGGACCCUGGUUUAUGGGACAGCUUUUAUUGCUGAAUAUCGAGGCUUAUGUAGCUAGCUUUAUUUAGGCUUGGUUAGUACAUACACAAUGAUGCCAUUACUAAGCAACUGCAUAAUAGACCUGAUCUUGCUAUCUUUAUUCAGGCAAAACUCUCACUGGCUUCAAUAGCUGGUUAUAUUAACAAGAGUCACAGGACUGGACUAAGUAUUGCUAUAUGAUAGAAGAAUAUAAUAUUUAUGCACUUGUCUGUUUUAACUAGGGUUACCAGAUAGCAACUGUGAAAAAAUGGGACAGGGGGUGGAGGGUAAUAGGCUCCUAUAUAAGAAAAAGUCCCCAAAAACGGGACUGUCCCUUUAAAAAUGGGACAUCUGGUCACCUUAGUUUUAACUUAAUGGAAAUCUAAUGUCCUGAUGGUGUCUGUCAGAGGGCAGAGACUAUAUGCAGUGGUGUUGUAGCUGUGUCGGUCCCAAGAAAUUAAAGACAAGUUGGGUGAGGACAGAGACUAUCCUUUCAGCUGGCCUGGCAGACUGACAUACUGACAGAGGGUUGACCUUAGGCACCUGUGACAUGUGUAGCAGCACUAGACCCCACACUCAACAUUCACCCCAUGGCCCUUUCUUUGUUCUUGUUUCACAUUGUUUCUGUGUGGCUGGAGACCAUUCACCUUUUACAGUAAGUGGCUGAGCCAUUUUCAAUUCUUGGUUGAACUGGUGGGGGGGAAAGGGGAGUUGGUGCAUCCCAGGAUGGGCUCAAUAGUUUUAUAAUAAAUUAUCGUAUGUGUGUGUUGUUAUUUGUUGAAUAACUGAAAAAUGGUGAACCUUGCUUGCUUUUGGAGCCCAGGUAUUAUCUGAUACCUGACUUGGGCUAGAGAAGUCCAAAUCUCAAGCCAGACUUCACUUCAAUGCACUCCACGGGAUGAUGAAGUACUGUACAUAAAAAUAUGGUUCAUGUUAGGAACGAAAUGGCCUGAUUUGGGAUAUGGCAUCUAGCUGUUGAUAGUUGUGGACCCAUAAAGCACUGGGGCUUUAAGAGUUGUUAUGCAAGAUGAGUUAAAUCCUUAUUGUAUUAUUCCUCAGGUGACAUUCCAAUAAGUAAGCAUGUCAACGUAUGGCCCAAAGUUUGUUUUAUUUUGUCAUUUGAUAUAGUUUGUGUAUUUUUUUAAU
Molecule: messenger RNA, 2191 nt
Organism: Malaclemys terrapin pileata
Lineage: Eukaryota; Metazoa; Chordata; Testudines; Emydidae
Gene: SUCNR1
Product: succinate receptor 1
Exons: 2
Coding region: 32-1021 (329 amino acids)
Biological process (GO): G protein-coupled receptor signaling pathway
Cellular component (GO): plasma membrane
Molecular function (GO): G protein-coupled receptor activity
Source: RefSeq, a predicted model, not a curated record